Molecule: messenger RNA, 1293 nt
Organism: Drosophila persimilis
Lineage: Eukaryota; Metazoa; Arthropoda; Insecta; Diptera; Drosophilidae
Product: daple-like protein
Exons: 4
Coding region: 36-929 (297 amino acids)
Source: RefSeq, a predicted model, not a curated record
UUACAGGGAACGACGCACUUUAGAAUCACAACCAAAUGGAAAAACCAUCCUCGUCCACUAUGCAGGGGCUCUAUGCGGAGCUGGCUUCCGCAAAGGCACGAAGUCUCCAACUGGAGGAGGAGAAUGUUCUACUGCGCCAUCGCCUCAAUCGAAUGUCCUCAGACCACCAGACAAACGCAGCCGUGGACGUGCAGGCCAGGAUCGUCGCAUUUCAGAUGGAGGAGGAGCGCGAUCAGCUGGUCGAGACAGUGCAGCAGCACAAGAAGAAGUACAAUAAACUGCACGAUGCCUACCUGGAGAAGGUGAAGCGCUGCAAGGCACUCGAGGAAAUGUUCAAGCGGCAGAAGACUCUCACGGGUCUGGUAAUGAAGUCGGCCGUGGAUCAGCGUCACACAGAACAGCGAAUGAUGAAAGAGAAGCGGAUGUCGGCACAGAACGAGCGCAAUGAGGUCGAGCAGCUGAAGGCUCAGGUGGAGAAGCUCCAAAGAGCUCUAGAUGAGUCCUAUGACAUCAUCGACGAAAUGGACUUUGAGCUGGACAGCGUGGACUUGCUGGAGACGCAGAACCAAACCUUGCGCGAGGAGGUGACUGCCUUGAAGGCGAUGCUAGGAGCAGCAGAUGGCGCAGUCUCUGCCUCCGCUCCCAUCGAAGAUGAUGAUCCUCCGCCCAAGUAUCAGCCGGAGGAUCCGACUGGCCGACACGAGUGUCGCAACUAUCGACAGCAUGUGGUCUCCUCCUGCUGUGAGUCCUGUUUGGGGGAUGAUGAUGCCGACGCCGAGACCAUGGAACGAGCAGCUCUGACCAAUAGCCUUAUCAAAACUGUCGAGACGGAGAGCAACAGUCUCCGACGGGAGCUGCUCAGAUCUCGUUGCCAGCUGAAAGUCCGCGCCAAGCUGGAGAAGGAGAGAGAUGAAGACACUGAAGAAUAGCAGGGGGACGAUUCAUCAUCCGACAAACAAGACCAAUCGAAAGAUGACAACCCAUGACCACAACAACUGAUAUGAUAAACUACACAGUGAAAACCAGGGGACGGGUCGGCCCACAACUGGCAGAUCGGAGACCGAAGACCAAAGACCGACCCCACAAAGUGCAAGUCUAACCCAGAUUCGGAGCAAGUUACGCCUAACAAGUGCACAUACCAGAGAUUGCUUUUAAGGUUCGACAAACACGAUCUGCAGCUAGACACCCAAUCCACAUACACAUCCAAAAACUUGGAGAUAAGAGUAACCUGAAUUUUGGCAAAAGGAAACCCGUCUGUCCAAUGGCGAUUAAUUAAAAUAUUUGUUAAUGGCA